Scaptodrosophila lebanonensis is the source of this 1248-nucleotide messenger RNA. It is a transcript of the gene Or67c, whose product is annotated as odorant receptor 67c. Gene Ontology annotation, biological process: sensory perception of smell; detection of chemical stimulus involved in sensory perception of smell. The coding region runs from base 1 to 1248 and encodes 415 amino acids. Lineage: Eukaryota; Metazoa; Arthropoda; Insecta; Diptera; Drosophilidae. Gene Ontology annotation, molecular function: odorant binding; olfactory receptor activity. The transcript has 4 exons. The record is from RefSeq and is a predicted model, not a curated record. Gene Ontology annotation, cellular component: plasma membrane.
AUGGGCAAUACGGAGGAGCCAGUCAUGGGCAAUACGGAGGAGCCAGUCCUUGGGCCGCCAAUGAGCUUUAGCAGCAUAAUGAGUGUGCCCGUGACCUUCUACAGGACCAUAGGCGAGGACAUAUACUCGCAUCGCUCCACCAAUCCCUGGCGCAGCCUGCUGCUCAAGAUCUACCUCUAUGCGGGCUUUAUCAACUUCAAUUUGCUGGUUAUGGGCGAGUUCGUGUAUUUGUACAAGUCGAUGCAGAGCUAUGAGACCAUAAAGGCGGCAAUAGCAGUCGCCCCCUGCAUUGGCUUCUCUCUGGUGGCAGACUUUAAGCAAGGGGCUAUGGUUAUACACAAGGAGACGCUGAUUAAGCUGCUGGACGAGCUGGAGGAAAUGCAUCCGAAUACGCACGCCAAGCAGAGGGCCUACAAGUUGGCCGACUCGCAGAAAACCAUGAACCGUGUGAUGAAUAUUUUCACGUCCCUCUGUCUGAUGUACACCACCACGUUCUCCUUCUACCCGGCCAUUAAGGCCACGAUCAAGUACAAUUUUCUCGGCUACGAUACGUUCGACCGCAACUUUGGCUUUCUCAUCUGGUUCCCCUACAACACCUCGAGCAGCAAUUUGGUCUAUUGGCUGACUUACUGGGAUAUAGCCCAUGGCGCCUACUUGGCUGGAGUGGCCUUCCUCUGCGCCGAUCUGUUGCUCAUUGUGGUCAUCACCCAGCUCUGCAUGCACUUCGACUACAUGGCGAUGAGACUGGAGACGCAUCCCUGCGAGCCCGGUCGCGAUGAGGAGAACUUGGACUUUCUCGCCUCCAUAAUUCGCUAUCACAACAAGUGCUUAGUUCUCUGCGAGGAUGUGAAUAAUCUGUUUAAUUUUUCGCUGCUCUUGAACUUUUUGACCGCUUCUAUGCAAAUCUGUUUCAUCGCCUUCCAAGUCACGGAGUCCACCUUGGAGGUCAUCCUCAUCUACUGCAUCUUUCUGUUGACGUCAAUGGUGCAGGUGUUUCUGGUCUGCUACUAUGGAGACGAGCUCAUAUCUGCGAGCCUACGCGUCGGGGAUGCCGCCUACAACCAGAAGUGGUUCCAAUGCAACAAGACCUACUGCAAAAUGCUGAAGGUGCUGAUAAUGCGCAGCCAGAAGCCUGCUUCCAUUAGACCUCCCACCUUUCCACCCAUUUCUCUGGUUACCUACAUGAAGGUUAUCAGCAUGGCCUAUCAGUUCUUUGCACUACUACGUACUACAUAUAGUUCAGACUAG